This is a messenger RNA of Gossypium raimondii (Peruvian cotton), 1647 nucleotides long. RefSeq names its product IAA-amino acid hydrolase ILR1-like 4. Gene Ontology annotation, biological process: auxin metabolic process. Gene Ontology annotation, molecular function: IAA-Ala conjugate hydrolase activity. The record is from RefSeq and is a predicted model, not a curated record. NCBI's taxonomy places the organism in Eukaryota, Viridiplantae, Streptophyta, Magnoliopsida, Malvales, Malvaceae. Gene Ontology annotation, cellular component: endoplasmic reticulum. Bases 90 to 1451 code for a protein of 453 amino acids. The transcript has 5 exons.
UAUCUUCAACAUUAAAAAAAAAAAAAAAGCCAUCAAAGAUCCCAAUUUUUUUGUUUACCUUCAUAUUUUUCAAUAAUUGUUUGUUCACCAUGGAAACAAGCAUGAUUUUCUCCAAGUUGGUCUCUUUUGUUUUGAUACUCCAGCUCCUCAAUCCUAUAGUUGUUUUGUCAUCAUCUUCUUCUCUAAGCUCAUCAAAUGGGUUGACUGAAAUCCCCAAGAAGUUCCUUGAUUUCGCUAAAAGAAAAGAGGUUGUUGAUUGGAUGGUAGGAAUCCGGAGGAAGAUACAUGAGAAUCCCGAACUAGGAUAUGAGGAAUUUGAGACUAGUAAGUUGAUUAGACUAGAAUUGGAUAAACUGGGUAUUCCUUAUAAAUACCCAGUUUCAGUCACUGGUAUUGUUGGCUUUGUUGGGACUGGUGAACCUCCUUUUGUUGCUAUAAGGGCUGAUAUGGAUGCCCUUGCUAUUCAGGAAACAGUCGAUUGGGAGCACAAGAGUAAAAAUCCUGGAAAGAUGCAUGCUUGUGGCCAUGAUGCUCAUGUCUCAAUGGUUCUUGGUGCUGCAAAAAUACUAAAACAGCAUCUUCAAGAGUUAAAGGGUACGGUUGUUCUUGUUUUCCAACCAGCUGAAGAAGGUGGCGGAGGGGCAAAAAAGAUGCUAGAUGCAGGUGUGUUAGACAAUAUUGAUGCAAUCUUUGGACUGCAUGUUCUACAUAGUGCACCAAUCGGUACCGUGGCCUCCAAGCCGGGUCCUUUAUUGGCUGGAAGUGGCUUAUUCGAUGCUGUAAUAAGCGGAAAAGGAGGCCAUGCAGCCAUUCCUCAACAUUCAAUAGACCCGAUUUUGGCAGCCUCUAACGUUGUAGUCAGCCUACAACAUCUUGUUUCACGAGAAGCUGAUCCAUUGGAUUCCCAGGUGGUCACAGUUGCGAAGUUUCAAGGAGGCGGCGCCUUUAAUGUCAUUCCAGAUUCAGUUACAAUUGGAGGGACUUUUCGGGCAUUUUCGAAAGCGAGUUUAAUACAACUUAAGAAGCGGAUCGAGGAGGUUAUCAAAGGGCAAGCUGCUGUACAAAGGUGCAGUGCGACCGUGGAUUUCUCCAAUACCAAGAAGCCGAUGCUCCUUUUCCCUCCGACUGUAAACGAUAAGGACUUGCACGAGCAUUUCCUGAAAGUUGCUGGGGAUAUGCUUGGAAAUGACAAAGUUAAAGACAUGAAACCAGUGAUGGGGUCCGAGGAUUUUGCAUUUUACCAAGAGGCGUUUCCUGGGUAUUUCUUCUUCAUUGGGAUGCAAGAUGAAAACAGCCCAAAGCUCAGCUCAGUCCACACCCCAAACUUCACUAUCAAUGAAGAUAUUCUUCCUUACGGUGCUGCACUUCAUGCAUCAUUGGCUACUACUUAUCUCCUUGAAGCAGAGUCGAAACUUCGUCCUACAGGGGGCAAUUUACAUGAUGAACUGUGAAGAUUCUUUGAAUAAGAACACGAUCAGAUUUAUUGGUAGAAAUUAUUAAAUUCCAUAGAAGUUAGUAGGGCAAGUUAUGUAAGAGAAAUCAAAAUUAAAAUAAAGAUAUUUAGUAACUUUUUAUAAUGUCUGUAAAACUACAAAGAUUUUUCCUUUUUUGGGUUAGAGCGAUAAAGAUUUCCAGCUCUAUUGUACA